Molecule: messenger RNA, 1718 nt
Organism: Alligator sinensis (Chinese alligator)
Lineage: Eukaryota; Metazoa; Chordata; Crocodylia; Alligatoridae
Product: intercellular adhesion molecule 2-like
Exons: 4
Coding region: 329-1567 (412 amino acids)
Biological process (GO): cell-cell adhesion
Cellular component (GO): membrane
Molecular function (GO): integrin binding
Source: RefSeq, a predicted model, not a curated record
CCACUAACUGCAGGCCUCCUUCCCCCCUCUCCAGCGCCCAGCAGCACUAGGCCCCCCACAGCCAGGAUCAGCCCCUUCCUGAGCUUGGCCAGGGUCUGACAAGAAGGGCUGCACUGCCUCAGCCUGCAGCUGCCAAGGGGCUGCUUUUUGGCAGCCUGGAAUGUGGUCUUGGGCCCUGAAUGGACAUGAAGGGCAUCCUAGCAGGUCCAGGCUUGCCAUCAGCUGCACAUGUGUGUGCAUGAGUGUGUGCAGAGAUUGCAGGCUAAACUGACAAAGCAGUUUCGGGGGUAGGGGGGAGGCAAAGGAGGGGGAACUGCUGGGCUGAGCAAUGCAAGGGCUUACCCAAGAUCACUGGAAGCCCAUGUCAGUGCUGGGAGCCCCACACAGAGCCUGGGAUCCCCCUCCAGCCUCCUCAGAGCCUGCCCUUGCUCAGUCUGGCCCCAUUGCCCUGGGCACAGUCUGGGGACCGUGGCAGGUAGAGCUGUUGCCUGACCGGUGCAUGUGUGUUGCAGUUGCAGAAGCCCAGGUGGAGGUGAGGAUAUCGCCCAGCAACCUGUUGGUUGAGUACGGCGGGAACCUGACGCUGACUUGCUCAUCAACAUGCCCAGUCUCUGAUGUCCAGCUGGGCCUGGAGACCUCACUCACAAAGCACCAGGUGGACCAGGAGCAUAGCUGGGUGUUGGUCAACAUCAGCGAGUCGCAAUCCGUGGUCCAGUGCUGGAUUGCCUGCAAUGGCACUGACAAAACAAUAGCGUCUGCCGAUAUCACAACAUACCGGGUCCCAAAGCAAGUGACACUGGAACUGCCACCCAUGCUAGAGAAGGGCAAGACCUACCCCGUGACCUGCAGGGUGGUCAAUGUGGCACCUGUGAGGAACCUCAGUGUGACCCUGCAUCUCGGGGGUCAGGUGCUACACACAAAGAACUUCCAGAAUUAUACCCCGAUGAAUGCUACCAACAUCAUGGCUACAUUCAACGUGAUUGCGGAGCGCGAGUACCAUGGGCAGGAUGUCACCUGCCACACGGCACUGGACCUGCGGCCCCAUGGGCCUCUCCUCGAGAAUGCCUCCACCCCAGCCAGCCUCAGCGUGUAUGAGACCCCAGCACGGGUGGUGCUAGAGAUGACCCCAGAGAUGCAGCAGGGUAGCACUUACAACGUGACCUGCCAGGUGGAAAAUGUGGGGUCCCUGCAGAACCUCAGUGUGAUGCUAUACCGUGGGCACCAGAUCCUGCACACAAAGACCUUCAGUGAUGAUCUGGGGGCCAGGCCCCAUGACAAGCUCGUGACCUUCAACAUGACUGCACGGCGCUACCACCAGGGCCAGAACAUCAGCUGCCAUGCGGUGCUGGACCUGGACCUGAAUGGGCACAGGCUGGUGGUUGAGGAGAGCAGCCCUUCGACCAGUUUCAGAGUAUAUGCCAGCAGCCAGGCGCAGAUCGUCGCGCUCAGCAGCAUUGUGGCCUUAGUGAUAUUGCUGGUGGGCACUGGGGCUAGAGUGCUGGGGUGGCGGCUCCAGGCCCAGCAGAGAGAAGAGCGGAAGACUAGGAGCCUGGCACAGAGGGAGUGAGGCCAGAGGCCUCAGGCUGCUGUGGGGGGAGUGGAGCCCAGAGGAGACAUUGGCACAGGACAGGUCGGAAGCUCUGUCUUCCAGGUCUGUGGGGUCAUUAGCAAGGCCUCAUUAGCAGUGAACAAUAGAGAUUAAAGUUUUUAAGUAUUUG